This is a messenger RNA of Triplophysa dalaica, 1799 nucleotides long. RefSeq lists its product as uncharacterized. Lineage: Eukaryota; Metazoa; Chordata; Actinopteri; Cypriniformes; Nemacheilidae. The transcript has 2 exons. Bases 298 to 1230 code for a protein of 310 amino acids. The record is from RefSeq and is a predicted model, not a curated record.
ACACACCUGGACCUCAUCACUUCCUGUUCGCUGAGAGAGCGUGGUUUGAGACAGAGCUCCGUCAAACUUUUUCUAAAUAUAUCGUUUAUUCCUGUUAUUUCUUAAUAUUUAUAUUGUAAAUUGAUAACUCACAGAGGGUUAAACCUAUCCUUAAGUGUAUCCCAUACCAAAUAUCGUCAUAUAACGCACAGAUAGAUUUGUUUUAUACGAUCAUUCGCUAUUAGCACUCAGGCUGUUAGCAUUCCCAGCCUUUAGUUUCUGAAUAUUGCCUUUACUGCUUAACUCGCUGUUCUCAUUAUGACACCACUAAUGGCUAAUGAUUCAGAUAUGUGUUUAACGUUACCUCUGAGUGCAGAUGAUGAAUCUUUCUUCGCACUUCAGUCAGAACUGGAAGUAUUGGAGAAGCAGAUCCACGAUCUACUCGAGAGGCAAACACGUGUGCGAGAACGUAAAACGGCGAUGGAAACAUCCCGGGCUGACGCUCGCAAAGCUGCGGUAAGUGUUCGACGUGAUUGUAAUACUCCUAUCACUUCUACUCCGUGUGUUUCUAUGCACAGAGCCCAGGCUUCAAGAUCACGACGAGCCGAAAUGAACUUCACUCCUGCACCUGCACACACACGGCGGAAGGUGAAAUCCAGGACCGGAGCGAUGACCUCUCCCCCACCGCCGCGACCGGUCUUCGAGAUUUCUACGAGAAAUCGCUUUGCCGCCCUCUGCGAGACGAAAUCCAACGCUGUGGUCAUCGGAGACUCAAUCGUCCGGAACGUACGCGCCUCCUUCAAUGAAGGUAAGGUGCGCACUCACUGUUUUCCUGGCGCCCGUGUUCUCGAUGUGUCUGCGCAGGUAACUUCGAUUCUGAAGGAGGAUGCAAGAGUAGGAGCCGUAGUUCUGCACGCGGGGGUGAAUGAUGUGAGAAUGCGGCAGUCGGAGAUCCUGAAGAGGGACUUCAGGAGUCUGGUCGAUACUGUUCGCAACGCAUCGCCCACGGCAAGGAUCAUCGUAUCAGGGCCGCUUCCAACUUACCGACGAGGGAACGAAAAGUUCAGUAGACUAUUUACGCUUAAUAAUUGGUUAAUGUCAUGGUGUAUUGAACAGAAGCUGCUCUUUGUAAAUAAUUUUGAUCUGUUCUGGGAGCGACCUAGGCUUUUCCGCCCCGACGGGCUGCACCCCAGCAGCAUUGGAGCGGAAAUUCUGUCUGACAACAUCUCAAAGACGCUACGCACCAUUUGACUAGAAGAAGUUCCACCAUGUCCAGACGACCGACAGAUGCCCAUCCCGAGGUAGGAAGAAGUUCCACCAUGUCCAGACGACCGACAGAUGCCCAUCCCCAAUUUGAGAUUACACCAGAUACAGCUGCAGACUGACUGACCAUCCCAGCUCCAUCUAAGGCAAUUCCACCAGCUGCCAAGAGAAAUAUGACCAUCGGACCAUCCCAGCUCAGACCACUACAUCCCCAACCAAGAGCAAAGACGGACUAUUUGUCUUAUUAAUGCUGAAGUUACAAUAUUUGGUAUUAAAUGCUAAACUAAAAUCACAUGUCACCAGUCUGAGUGCAGCUAUGACACGUCAGAGGGGAUCUGGCCCUCCCGGUUGAGCCUGGUUGCUCCCGAGGUUUUUUUCUCCAUUAAUCAAUCAUUGGAGUUUGGGUUCCUCGCCACAGCAGGGCAGUGUUGGCCUGCUCACCGGGAGACUGCAUUCAUUCAUUUAUUUAUUUAGAAAUUAGAUGUUAUUUAUUAGAAUGAACUUACUCGUUGUAUAAAUACCAUGCACUGUGCUGUUUUAACUUUUCUGUUUUUCCU